UUCGUGACGUGCUCGUACUUCUUCCGGGUCAGUGCUCUCUCUAUCUCCGGCAUGCUUCCGGAUUUUUUUUUUUUACCCACAUAACAUGUGUAACUAAAAUCGGAAAAUAAAAUGAGUUCUCAAAAAGGGAACGUGUCUCGGUCGCGAGGCCAGAAGCAUCAAAACAACUUUGCCUUCAAAAACGACUUGUACGGAGCGACUGUACAAGUGCAGAAGGCAAAAUCAAAGAUCCACGAUGGGCUCUGUCUACAUUGUAAGGGUGUGCUUGAGUGGAAAGUGAGGUACAACAAAUACAAGACUCUGACACAGGCUAAAAAAUGUGUCAAGUGUUCUCAGAAGACGGUGAAGGAUGCGUAUCACAUCGUGUGUAAGCCCUGUUCCCUUCAGCUAGACAUCUGCUGCAAGUGUGGGAAGAAAGAGGAAAUCGUUAUUCCAGUAAACUCAGAAGAAGACAAGAAAGAGGAAGAAGAGGAGGAUGAACAGAAAAAGAAAGGAAGAGGGAAGAAGGACGUGGAUGAUUUGGACAGUGAUGAUGAUGACUUAAGCGACCGAAGAGAUGAUGAUGAUAAGGAAGAGGAUUCCGAUAGUGACUCAGAACCAAAGAAGAGACAGAACAGGUCUGAUGUGCUCCCAGAUGUAUCCAGAGUCCACUUUAAAGACUAAAGAGUGAGAGGGUUCUUGUUAUAACAAGUUUUUUUUCUUUCUUUUUUUACAAUUAUACAAAACAAGAUUUCUAAUCAAAGUACAGUGUGAUGUUUAAGACUGGACUAUAUUCAAAUUUAAAUGCUGCAAAUCAACAAAUGUGGUUUGAUGGAGCACCUGGAGUACGAGCUAAUGUAACACUAGGUUGAGUAGCUGUAUUAUAUACUGUACAUUCACAAACAAUGCCGCCUGAAUAUAUACAUUUUACUGUACCGUAAUAAAAACCUGUACACUGUCUACAUUCAUGUAUCUAAGCUACCAAUUCUUCUGACAUUAAUUAGACUAAUAGAGGCCUUGAAGUAUCAGCAGCACUGAAAGCAGAAGUAGAGGUUUUGCCUGAAUAUCAGGAACUGACUCUGAAACAUUGACCCUGUCACACACAUUACAAGUUUAUAUUUACACUCAGUCACAUGUUUGUCAGGUCCAGCUAGCUAAAACGAUCCACUUCACAACUAAGGCUUUUCAACAUUCCCCAAAAACUGUUGCACUUUACAACUUUAGACUCCAUUUUCACAUUUCAUUAAAAAAACUAACAUUUGUAACUUACAUGUUGGUUCACUACUGUAGAGCUGAGAGAUGUUUCUGUAGGGUGAUAGAGCAGUGCAGUGAUACACUUCUUGCAUAAAGCUAUCAUGCCCAGGUUCUCGUUUUUUUAUCAAUUAUUUUCAGCUCCCCUCUACACUUCCUGUCACUGAAUAACCCGUAUAGUUACAUGUUCCUCUAAAGCAGAGGUGUCAAACUCGAGGCCUGCCACGUCAUUUUUUAAGUUAGACUUGAUAGUAAAAAUAUCCCCAUGGUCGAAAUUAUGAGAUAGAAAGUCAAAAUUAUAAGGUACUAACACAACAGUCAGAAGCAGCUCCUCAUAGGUUACCCUACAUUUGACAUAGAAAUGUAUUGUGAGUACAUUGAAGACUACUUUGGCUUUGCAACGGAUGAAAUACUUGACAUGGAUUGUACUGAGCAAACACACCCUUGAAAGGAUUUUCAGCAAGAAGCAGCUCUGGCGUAGAAAGAAUAAAACCAAUGUGGCUGAGGUGGCCGCCUUCAUUGAACAGCAACUGGAAACAUCUGGUCCAACUGGAAACAUCUGGUCCUUCACGGGUCGAUUAUGUGACCCGCGAAGUGACGGCAUCCUGCCGUUAGACAGCAGUUUUUCCAUAUCGCCGUUGAACUUUGUCAGUUAC
Anarrhichthys ocellatus (wolf-eel) is the source of this 1886-nucleotide messenger RNA. RefSeq names its product chromosome unknown C9orf85 homolog (gene cunh9orf85). Bases 112 to 663 code for a protein of 183 amino acids. The record is from RefSeq and is a predicted model, not a curated record. NCBI's taxonomy places the organism in Eukaryota, Metazoa, Chordata, Actinopteri, Perciformes, Anarhichadidae. The transcript is spliced from 4 exons.